Molecule: messenger RNA, 593 nt
Organism: Malania oleifera
Lineage: Eukaryota; Viridiplantae; Streptophyta; Magnoliopsida; Santalales; Ximeniaceae
Product: VQ motif-containing protein 17
Exons: 1
Coding region: 15-593 (192 amino acids)
Cellular component (GO): nucleus
Source: RefSeq, a predicted model, not a curated record
UCCUCUCUCUCUCUAUGGCCAUGGAGGAGGAGACGAAGAAGAAGAAGCAAGGUAGCUGUAUUCCCAUCUCUCUGUCAUCACCGCCAUCGUCGGCAGUGCUGGGCAUGCACAGGGACUCGCAGGUGAUAUCAAAGCCCAAGCCCAAGAUUCGCAUAAUCCACAUAUUUGCGCCGGAGAUCAUCAAGACCGACGUCGCCAAUUUCCGGGAGCUGGUCCAGAGGCUCACCGGUAAACCCUCCGACAAGAACGCCGUUUCCGGAAAUCGCAACAACAAGAGUAGUGCUAAACCAAGAUCAACGCUACCCAGACCAUCAUCAUCAUCCAAAGACCAUCAUCAUCAUCAUCAUCACCAUCAUAAUCGUCAAGAGCUAAUUGUAAGAGAGAAAAUAAACGUCAAGGACGAAGAAGAGGAAGAAGAAGAAGAAGAGAUGUGGGGAUCCGCCGGAGAAGGGUUUUUGGGGGGUUUUGGGGAGUUAGAUGGGUUCAUGCAUGAAUUUGGGGAAUACUCAUUACUGCCUUUGGAUGCUUCUCACUGCAGCUUCGAUCUGUUUGCUGAAACUCAUCGAUCGUCUUCUUCUUCGUCUGCUAUUUAA